Oncorhynchus keta (chum salmon) is the source of this 1238-nucleotide messenger RNA. RefSeq names its product disabled homolog 2-interacting protein-like. The transcript is spliced from 3 exons. The coding region runs from base 444 to 878 and encodes 144 amino acids. NCBI's taxonomy places the organism in Eukaryota, Metazoa, Chordata, Actinopteri, Salmoniformes, Salmonidae. The record is from RefSeq and is a predicted model, not a curated record.
ACACACACACACACACACACACAAGCUUGUGCAAGAGGAGGGAGUAGAGGCACUGUAAGAGUAUCUCUCAGGGUAGCUAGUAGGCUUCCGCCUUAGUGGCUGACUUAAUGACUGAGUGAGAGAAUGACAGAGGAGGAGUGGACUCUCUCUCUUCUUCUCUCUCUCUCUCUCUCUGCAGAAUUCUUCCAGUCCCUCCUGGCAGGCGAUUGGAACGGGAACAGCUUUUCUGUGAUUCAGGAUACACACACAAAGCAUUCUGGACACUGUCAGCUAAUGCUCUGGGAAGGGAGCAGAGUUUUUGGAAAUAUGUGGACAGGUUAUUGAGUGAAGUUGGAGUGUUUUUGUGAAGUUGGGGGAAGAGGUACAUUGAGUGAGUGAAAUUAAAGUCAACUUGGGACAGUGUGAUAGUUGGACUGGCUUUGUCCUGAUUGUUUGGAAGGACUAUGGCAGGGGCAGGCAUUACCAGGAAGGGUUCUGGAAGACCCUCGUACUACUACAGGUUUCUGGGACGCACUCGUCUCCAACGGCAACGCAGCAGGUCCCGCAGCCGCAGCAGACCAGCAGCCAGCAGGGCAGGAUCGCCCCCUGAGAGAACAGGCCGCAGACGGAGUAUGCCCAGUAGCACCCCGGACAAGACCAUACCACCCAUGGAACCUGCCGCCGCAGCCACACCCUUCAGAGUCACCGGCUUUCUGAGUCGGAGGCUGAAGGGUUCUAUAAAGCGCACUAAGAGCCAGCCCAAACUGGACCGUAACUCCAGCUUCAGACACAUCCUGCCUGGAUUCAGGAGUGUGGACAAUGAGAGGUACAGGUCCAGUGGUUUUACAUUACAGCCAUUUUACACUGUGGUUAUAGAUGUGGUUUUAGACUGUGUGUGAGAGACUGUGAUGAUACUGGAUCUUUGCUUUGAUUCUGUAUGCUGGCAGCUCUGUUUUCUUUGGAUGUGUCUUUGACUGAUGGCUGGUUCUGGAGGUCACUGUUGACAUGCUUGUGUUGUCAGUGAAAACCAGCCGAGCUCUACUCUCCAAUCUGUCAUUUCCACUCUCCCUCUCUUUCCUCUUCGCCUCCCUUUAUUUAUCGUUCUGCUUUCUGCUUUCCGCUUUCUCCCUCUCUCAGUCCUCUUCCUCUUCCCUCUCCCUCUCUACCCUCCCUUUCUCACCAUCUCCCUUCCAUAACCUCUCCCUCACUCUCUCCCUCCCCCUCUCCUCUCUCCCUCCUCCUAUCCCUUCUCCCUCACU